AUGCUAUUGCCGCCGCUCAGAGAGAGGAUGGAGCUGCUCCACACACUGCUGCCACAGGGACCAGAUCGCUGGGAGAGCCUCUCCAAGGGACAGAGGAUGCAGCUGGACAUCAUCCUCACCAGCCUGCAGGACCACACCCACGUGGCCUCUCUCUUGGGGUACAGCUCUCCGGCUGACGGCCCGGAGGUGGUGUCGGCCUCUGGCUUCACUCAGACCCCAGACCCAGACCACAGCAGCCAGGGCAGCAGCCACCCGGACACCCACCUGGCAGAGAUACUGAUGAAGACUCUGCUCCGGAACCUCGGCUUCUACACUGACCAGGCAUUUGGAGAGCUGGAGAAGAACAGCGAUAAACUCCUCCAGGGAAUGUCAUCGUCUGACAGCAGCCAGCCCGCUCACCUGCACCAGCUCCUCUGCUCCUUACAGAAGCAGCUGCUGGCCUACUGCCACAUCAAUGCAGUCACAGAGAACUCUAGCAGCGUUGCUCUGCUCCACAAACACCUGCAGCUGCUGAUGCCUCACGCCACAGACAUUUUCUCCCGAUCGGCCACUCUGAUCAAAGAGAGCUCCUGGAACGGGAGCAUCCGGGAGAAACUGCAAGAUGUGGUCUUCGUGUCGGCCGCCGGCAGCAUGUUGUGCCAAAUCAUCAACUCUCUGCUGCUGCUGCCGGUGUGUGUGGCCAAACCCCUACUGUCCCACCUUCUGGACCUCCUCCCUCCUCUAGACCUCCUGAACAGGCUGCUCCCGGCUGCGUCUCCCCUCGAAGACCAGGAGCUGCAGUGGCCUCUGCACGGCACGACAGACUUUGCAGAGCCAGCCUCAGGCAUGUCUCAGGCUGCCUUGUCCUGGGUUUGGCUGGUAGACCUGGAACGCACUGUGGCCCUGCUCGUAGGCCGAUGUCUGGGGGGGAUGCUGCAGGGAGCUCCCACGUCUCUGGAGGAACAGGACACGGCCUACUGGCUCAAAACUCCCAUCUUUAGCAACGGCCUCCAGAUGGACAUACCACAACUAGACUCUUGCAUCAGCUCCCUGUUGGAUGUGGCUCUCUCUGGGAACGAGGAGCACAAGCCCUUUGAGUUCCCCUUAAGCCCAGACCUAAGUGUCCUAGUGGAACUGGCCCUGGGAUCCUCCAAAGAACCAGCCAACUCUCUGUGGAUCAACAUGCAGGACUUCGCCAUCACUAAAGACUGGGACAACGCCUCUCUGAGCAACGAGACCCUCCUGGACACAGUCUCCAGAUUUGUUCUGGCGGCGCUCCUGAAGCACACUGGACUUUUAACACAAGCUCGAGGAGAGGGAAGGUACCAGCCGUCCAAGUUGUUGGCGGAGGUGUACCGCACCGUGUAUAAAGUCCGGAACAGACUUCUUGCCUGUAAGAACAUGGACUUCAUUCAGACAAGAUCUUCCUCCCGGGAAAGAAGGAUUUCGGAGAACCAGGACUCUCUGGACCUGGACCCGCAGGAGCACUCAUUCACACGCACAAUCGACGAGGAAGCAGAGCUUGAGGAGCGUGCAGACCGUGAGCGAGAAGAGGGACAGCAAGAUGAGGAGGAGGAGGAGGAGCGCGAGCACGAGGUUAUGACGGCCGGAAAGAUCUUCCAAUGUUUCCUCUCAGCUCGGGAAGUGGCUCGAAGCCGCGGUCGUGAACGGGCCAGCAGCAGCACAGGUCUUGGCUCCACCGCGGCCUCACGGUCCGGGACGACCGGAGGAGAGGAUGAGACCUGCACGUCCCAGGAGGGCAGACGUGGAAGCGUGUCUCUGGUGAAGGGACAUGACCUGUACACUGCAGCCUGUAACUCUGUGGUCCACCGCUGUGCUCUGCUGAUCCUGGGAGUGAGUCCGGUUCUGGGGGAACUCGGCAAACAGAAGCAGGAGGAGAUCCAGGGCCAGACCACAGUCGGGACCCAGGACUGCCUCAGCUACAUGACCCGGAGUGAGAGCAUGAGCGCAGAGAGCCGCUCCAUUCAGACCAGCCCGAGUUACAGACUCAUGAAGUCCAGGAGUGAGUCGGACCUGUCCCAGCCUGAGUCCGACGAGGAGGGCUACAACUUGAGCGGUCGGAGAAACGUCGACCUUGACUUGAUGUUUUCACACAAGAAAAGAGGCCCUCUGUACAGCUCUCCGGACUCCCUGGCUGAGUCCUGGUUCAGGGCCAAGCUGAGCCGUGAGCGCAGCUACAGUUCUGCCUGUUCGUACGAGGAGUCGGACAUGGACCUGAGCUGCUCCCUGGGGGUCUAUGCUCUCAUUGACAAUAUGCUGAGCUUCAUCAGUGGAGACGUGGGGCUCGUUCCGGCUUUCAGGGAACCAGAGGAGAACAUGUCCACCAGCCCUCAGGCCAUUGUGCUGGCCAUGGAGCAGCAGCAGAGCAGGGCCGAGCUGCGUCUGGAGGCUCUUCACCAGAUUGUGGUCCUGAUCUCUGGUAUGGAGGAGAAGGGCUCGGCUCCGGGGAUCAGCGAGCGCUCCAGUCCCUUCCAGUCCUCUUCCCUCCUUACCUCGGUCCGGCUGCAGUUCCUGGCUGGCUGCUUUGGCCUGGGCACCGUGGGCACCGGGGCACUGAAGAGAGAGAGCGUGCAGCUGCAUCACUACCAGGAUGGGAUAAAGGCUGCAAAGCGGAGUCUUCAGAUGGAGAUCCAGACCGCGGUCCAUAAGAUAUACCAGCAGCUGUCGGUGACUCUGGAGAGAGCUCUUCAGUCCAACAAACACCACAUCGAAGCUCAGCAGCGCCUCCUUUUGGUAACCGUGUUUGCCCUGAGCGUGCGGUACCAGCCUGUGGACGUGUCUCUGGCCAUCUCCAGUGGACUCCUGAACGUCUUGUCUCAGCUGUGUGGGACGGAGACCAUGUUGGGACAACCUCUACAACUGAAGCUGAAACCAGGAGUGUCCCAGCUCAGCACAGCUCUCAAAGUGGCCUCCACCAGACUGCUGCAGAUCCUGGCCAUCAGCACCGGGACGUACGCAGACAAACUGAGCCCGAAAGUGGUUCAGUCUCUCCUGGACCUCCUCUGCAGUCAGCUCAAGAAUCUGCUAUCUCAAGCUGGAGUGGGGCAGCUGUCCUCCGGGAAGGUCCAGGAUGAUAAAAAACGGGACGAUAAUGUGGACUCGGAGAAGAAGGACUUCAGAACUGUGCUCUGCAAGCAGCACACAGCGGAACUUCAUCUUGGAGACUUCUUGGUGUUUCUGCGCAGAGUCGUUUCCUCCAAAGCCAUCCAGUCCAAGAUGGCCUCCCCCAAAUGGACUGAAGUCUUGCUCAACAUCGCAGCUCAGAAAUGCUGCUCAGGAGUUCCGUUAGUGGGGAACCUCCGCACUCGGCUUCUGGCUCUGCACGUUCUGGAGGCGGUGCUGCCGGCAUGUGAGGAAAGCAUGGAGGACGACCAGAUGACACAGGUUGCGGAGAGGCUGUUCACUCUGUUGUCUGACUGCAUGUGGGAGGCUCCGGUCGCUCAGGCCAAACACUCGCUGCAGAUUAAAGAGAGGGUCCAAGAACUGAAGCUGCAGGGAGAGUCUGAGGAGGAGGAGGAGAACCUGCCAAUCCAGGAGGUAUCCUUCGACCCGGAGAAGGCCCAGUGCUGUGUGGUGGAGAAUGGUCAGGGUCUGACCCAUGGCAGCGGGGGCAAGGGCUACGGUCUGGCCUCCACCGGCAUCUCUUCUGGCUGCUACCAGUGGAAGUUCUACAUCGUGAAGGAAAACCGGGGGAACGAGGGUACGUGUGUGGGCGUGUCCCGCUGGCCCGUCCACGACUUUAACCAUCGCACCACCUCUGACAUGUGGCUGUACCGAGCCUACAGCGGGAACCUCUACCACAACGGAGAGCAGACCCUGACCCUGAGCAGCUUCACCCAGGGAGACUACAUCUGCUGUGUGCUGGACAUGGAGGCCAGGACCAUCUCUUUUGGCAAGAACGGAGAGGAGCCAAAGUUGGCGUUUGAAGACGUGGAUGCCACAGAACUUCAUCCCUGCGUGAUGUUCUACAGCAGCAAUCCGGGAGAAAAGGUGAAGAUCUGUGAGAUGCAAAUGCGGGGUACCCCACGGGACCUGCUUCCUGGGGACCCUGUUUGCAGCCCUAUGGCCACGGUCUUAGCUGAAGCCACCACUCAGCUUAUCCGCAUUCUACACCGCACAGACCAUUGGACCCACCGUAUCAACAAGAUCAUGAUUGAGAGGCUCCACAAGAUUAAAGUCUGCUUCAAAGAGUCCGCCAGCUCGUCAAGCAGUUUGGGACAAAGGCUGAAGAAAAGCCGCUCAGUUCAAAGCCGCGAGGAGCACGACGCGCAGAAAGAGCCGCAGGACCCCGCAGUGCGCCCUGAGGAGGAGCGCGGCCGUCAAGGGAGACAGUACGGCCUUGUGGAUCUGUCCGAGCUCCACCUGAAGAUGCUCUGCACCGAAGUGUGGCCCGUGCUGGCGGUGAUCGGAGGCGCAGACGCGGGGCUGAGGGUGGGAGGCCGCUGUGUGCACAAGCAGACUGGGCGCCACGCCACGCUGCUGGGAGUGGUGAAGGAGGGGAGCACAUCAGCCAAGGUGCAGUGGGACGAGGCUGAAAUCACCAUCAGUGAUACUCCUUUAUACAACCUGGAGCCGUGCGAGCCGCUUCUGUUUGAUGUGGUGCGGUUCCGGGGCUUGACCGCAGCCUUGCUCCUGGACCUGACCUACCUGACAAGCAUUCACGAGGAGAGCAGCGCCAAGCUCAGCAUGCAAAGGCAUUACAAAAAGCACAGGGCCACAGCCUCCAUGGGGCACGAGCAGAGCAGUGCUGAAGCCGAGUCCGAUCACAACGAACCCAAGGACUGUCGAAACACGCCGCCGUCCGAGCUCCGUGUCUCCCACAGCCUGGAUGAGGUCAAAGCUCAUCUGAGGCCCAAGUCUGAGGGAGAGAUGUCUUGUCUGGGGUCCGACAAUCCAUUUGGGGCUCACCUGCCAGAGGCAGGCAAGAGGAAGGGGCAGGAGCACGGGGGGAGGAGCCAUGAGUGCACCUCAGCGGCACAAUCAGAGACCCACGCCGUGCAGCUGUCGUAUCUGUACCUGGGAGCCAUGAAGGCCCUGAGCGCUCUGCUCAGCUGCAGCAAGUAUGCAGAGCUGCUGCUCAUUCCAAAGAUUUCUCCAGAGCCUGCUCCCUCUGGCCAUAAUGCAGAUUUGAGCUCUGCUGGAGUGCCCCCUGGUGUCUCGUCUCCCGUGUGUCCGGAGGAGGUGGAGAUGAGGGCUGCUCUACAGUUCCUGAUGAGGCACAUGGUGAAGCGUGCUGUCAUGAGGUCUCCCAUCAAACGAGCUUUGGGCCUGGCCGAUCUGGAGCGUGCUCAAGCCAUGGUCUACAAGCUGGUGGUGAGCGGGCUGCUGGAGGAGCCUCAGGCCGGGAAGACCAAGCCUGUGCGCAGUGAACCAGAGGGGGAGAUGGAGGGAGUGGAGAGGGAGCAGACAGCCCAGACCCCAGUCACCACAAGCCCUUCUGCUUCCAGCACAACCUCCUUCAUGAGCUCUUCUCUGGAGGACACCACCACAGCCACCACCCCAGUGACCGACACGGAGACUGCUCCAGCCACCGAGUCACCAGGGGUCAUGCCCCUCAGCCUGCUCAGACAAAUGUUCUCGAGCUACCCCACCACCACACCGGGGCCGACCCGCAGAGCUCAGACUCCUCCGGUAGCCUCCCUCCCCACAUCUCCCUCUGACGAAGUGGGAAGAAGGCAGUCCCUCACCUCCCCAGACUCCCAGACGUCCAGAGCCCAGAACAGGACCGGCACCUCCUUGUCGGACCCCACGAGUCGUCUAUCCACAUCUCCUCCUCCUCCAGCCAUUGCUGUCCCGCUGCUGGAGAUGGGAUUUUCUCUUAGGCAUAUCAUCAAAGCCUUAGAAGCAACAGGAGCUCGUGGAGAAGCAGAUGCUCAGAACAUAACUGUGUUGGCCAUGUGGAUGAUUGAGCACCCAGGAGAGGAGGAGCCCAGACCCAGCAGUUUGGGGGGAGAGUCCGACCCCUCGUACCCAGGGGCAUCGUCUGGGGGCAAGUCUCAGGACCGGAGCCCCUACCUCUGCUGCCCCACGGACAUCUCAACCACAGAGGACAUGGAGGAGGGGUUCAGCGAGAGUCUGGAGGGUCUGGAGCCAGAGAACGCCUCAGCCUCCAGUGGAACUUCUCAGCGGGGCAGAGCCACGGGACGCAAACACCGCUUCGACUUGGCGGCACGCACUCUGCUGGCUCGAGCGGCUGGUCUCUACCGCUCGGUCCAGGCCCACCACAGUCAAAGCCGCAGAGACAUCCCUCCCCUUCAGCAGCAAGAUCCCGGGGUUCUGUAUGACUUCAACCUGGACGAGGAGCUUGAGAUGGACCUGGACGAGGAGACCAUGGAGGCCAUGUUCGGGCAGGAAAUGAGCUCCGACUCUGAUAUUCUGGGAAUGUGGAUCCCAGAGCAUGUGUGCGAGGCUGACGACCGCGACGAGGUGGUGGUGUGUGAGCUGUGUGAAGCCAACGUGGCCAACUUCAACGCACACAUGAAGAAGAGCCAUCCAGGGUGUGGCCGCAGUGCCAACCGCCAGGGUUACCGCAGCAACGGCUCAUAUGUGGACGGCUGGUUUGGGGGGGAGUGCGGCAGCGGGAACCCCUACUACCUGCUCUGUGGCAGUUGCAGAGAGAAGUACUUGGCCAUCAAGAGCAAGGCCAAGGUGCCUGUAGUUGAGAGGUACAAAGGCCAAGCUCCAGACCUGCUGGGAAAACAGGACAGUGUCUACGAAGAGGACUGGGACAUGCUGGACAUGGACGAGGAGGAAAAACUGACUGGAGAGGAGGAUUUUGAGCUCCUGUCUGGACCUCUGGGUCUGAACGAGCGCUGUGUCGUCCCUGAGGCCGUGCAGUUCUCAGACAGUGACCCCCUUGGAGCCUCCGUCGCAAUGGUUACUGCCACCAAUAGCAUGGAGGAGACUCUCCUGCAGAUCGGCUGUCAGACCUCUGUGGACAAGAGCUCGUCAGGCAGAGUGACCCUCGGGGAGCAGGCAGCUGCGUUGCAGACGCCACACGACCGCGUGAUGGCGCUAAGGAGAGUGACCGCAGCGGCUCAGGUCCUGCUGGCAAGAACCAUGGUGAUGAGGGCCCUGUCUCUGCUCUCAGUCAGUGGCUCCAGCUGCAGUCUGGCCGCAGGCCUCGAGUCUUUGGGUCUCACCGACAUCCGGACUCUGGUCAGACUCAUGUGUUUAGCAGCAGCAGGACGAGCCGGACUCUCUACCAGUCCUCCCUCUGGUCCCAACGAGAGGCCCCGCGGAGCAGCUAAGACCAGCAAACCCAUCUCCUGCCUGGCCUACCUCAGCACCGCCGUGGGCUGCCUGGCCUCCAACAGCCCUAACGCUGCCAAGCUGCUGGUCCAGCUCUGCACUCAGAACCUGAUCUCUGCAGCGACUGGUAUGAACUUGACCACUGUGGACGAUCCCAUCCAGAGAAAGUUUCUUCCCAGUUUCCUGCGAGGAGUUGCAGAGGAGAACAAACUCAUCACGUCUCCAAACUUUGUGGUGACUCAGGCACUAGUGGCUCUGCUCGCUGAUAAGGGGGCCCGGCUACGACCAGGCUACGACAAGACCGACAAUGAAAAAAGAGGUCUAAUCACGCACUUGUAUGCCCACCCUUCCUAUAACCCUCCCGCUGUAGGCCCCCUGGAGCUGGCCAAUGCUCUGGCGGCCUGUUGCUUGUCCGCGCGCCUGUCAUCGCAGCACCGGCAGUGGGCGGCGCAGCAGUUGGUGCGCACGCUCGCCGCACACGACCGUGACAACAGCCACAACCGUCCGCAGACAUACGCCGACAUGGCAGGAGACCUGAGGAAGUGCUCAUGCAUCAAACUCGAGGCCCACCAGAGCCGGGUCAUCACAUGUGGCUGGUCCAGUAGAAAAGGGCAGUUGGCGACCAGUGGAAACGAUGGCACGGUGCGACUGUGGACUGUGACUAAGAACCAGUACACACUGCAGCAGACCUGCAUCUUCACCAAGAGUGAUGGGUCCUCUGAGGAGGGGAUGUCCGGUCUGGGAUCCCCCAGUGACCCUUCUCUGUCCCCUCUGGCCUGGAGUGUCACUGGGAGGUACCUGGCUUCGGCUAUGGACAAACUGGUCAACAUCUGGCAAGUUAAUGGGGGGAAGGGCCUCCUGGAUGUGCAGCCUCACUGGGUCUCUGCGCUUGCUUGGCCGCGAGAGGAGGUCGAGUCUCUGUGGUGUGGAGAGCCCAAAGAUCUGCUGCUGGUGGGCCGCAUGGAUGGGACCCUGGGUCUGAUCGAAGUCCUGGACUCCUCUAUGCACCGAACUGAGCUGGAGCACUGCUACAGAAAAGACGUGGCGGUGAUGCAGAUUGCCUGGUGCAGUGAGGAUAAGCCGUUUGCCGUUGGGUACGCCGAUGGGAAGCUGCUCAUUGGGUCCAAAGAGCCUCUGGAGAAAGAAGCCAUCGUGGUCAUCGACGCUCAUAAGGUUCUAGUGUAG
Messenger RNA from Knipowitschia caucasica, 8436 nucleotides. NCBI's taxonomy places the organism in Eukaryota, Metazoa, Chordata, Actinopteri, Gobiiformes, Gobiidae. The record is from the annotation of a GenBank genome assembly.